Plutella xylostella (diamondback moth) is the source of this 1876-nucleotide messenger RNA. Lineage: Eukaryota; Metazoa; Arthropoda; Insecta; Lepidoptera; Plutellidae. The record is from RefSeq and is a predicted model, not a curated record.
UAUGUUCGUACCCCUACCGGUUGCACGUCACGAUUGCAGAUUCCGAACUGUAUUAUUACCACAGAAUACUUUUUAUGACGGAUCUUGUCAUUUAUUUUAUUAUGGCGUUUUGUUGUGUUGUUGAUUUUUGCAUUGAAAUUUGAAAACAAACAAAUCAAACUACGAAAAUAUAUAUUUAAUACUCUUAAGUUCAAUAAACAAAAGUUGGAAUGAAUUCCAAAAAACAUCAGUUUGAAGAGUACAGAAAAUUUCUUCUUAGUAGACUAACAGCUAACAGUAAAUUUACUUCAUUUGUGGACCACUGCUUGAUCAGCGAAGAUGAAGGUGCAAAACAUUGUUUCCACAAAAUCAUGGUUCAUUACUGGACCGGUACCCCUGAAGAGUUAUUUGAAAAUCUGGGCGACUACUUGAAGACGACAUUUAUACCCAUUAAUUACAAUUUUGCUAAUGGCAUAGCAUCAUUCUAUACAAAUAAUUUGAAUGUGAUUCUGAAACUUAUAAAACUUGACUUUAUGUUUCCUUUUUGCUCCACUAUGCAUAAUAUUGAUGUGCUGUUCAAUGACCAGACUUCAACUGACCUUUUCGGGUAUCAUCAGACGUUGGAGGAGAUAGUGGCAUGUGUGGUCAGCCUGAGGCUGAAUGAGAAGAUGGAACUGGACUUGUCUAACUUCUGCAAUGAUAUGGAGUUCAAAGAUAAGCAGAUAAACUUCUACACAAUGGGAUUGCUGGCUUCAUUCAAAAUACUAAUGCUUAGGAUGGGAAGAGACACAGAGAUUUUGAACUUGAGUAAUAAUAAUUUAAGAUGUAUACCACAAGAAAUAAUGAACUUCUUCAUAAAAGGACCACUAAUUGGUGUCAACUUGAGUAAUAAUGUUAUAGCAUCUCUGACGGACCUGCGCGUGCUGAGCCGUAUCGAGCGGCUGUGGCUGGAGGGCAACCCGCUGUGCGCGGACAUGACCAUGCUGGACUAUGUGAAGCAGAUCACUGUCAAGUGCCCGCGGCUCAAGGAGUUGGAUGGUAUUGCAGUAAACAAAUAUGGGGUAGUAUUUCCUUUCCUGAAGAACUACCUUGUAAACAGUGACAGGAAAGUAAAAAUGCUGGCUGAGAAAUUCAUCACCCUGUAUUUCACGACAUUCGACUCUCACAGGAACAAGAUUGUGAAUUUUUACCAUAACAAUGCAGUAUUGACUAUUUCAAAAAAUUACACAGAAGAUCGUCCCGCCACGCACCACUACGCCACCUCGGAGCUGCAGCGCUGGCUGGUGGCGGAGAGCAAGACGCACCGCGGCGCCGCCGACGUGGCCGUCGCGUGGCAAACCGUCUUCCAUUGUCAACACGACCCGACUAGCUUUAACGUUGACGUCGUUGUUUAUAACAAAUCCAUGGUCCACAUAGUCGUAGACGGAGUCUUCAAAGAGAAGACCUUCCAUUUAGACCGCCCCGAGCGUCUGUUCCACUUCCGGCGCUCGUUUGUGCUGACGUCAUCGCCUCAGGAGCGCGCCACGCAGUAUCACAUCGUGCACGAGAUCGCAACGGUCACGCUGGCUUCGGAGGAGGUCGCUGAGCAGUGUUUUAAGACGCCAGUAAUAAAUCUGAAUGCCCUGGCUCUGGUGAACCCUGACAAAGAAGAGAUAGAAGCCGUGGUGACCACGUUCACACACAUCACACACCUCAAGAGAGAGGAGGCGGAAAUACGCCUGAGAAUACACAACUGGGACCUGAGGAAGACCCUGUUGUCUUUCAAUGACGAGCUGCGGAAUAAUUCCAUAUCGGCGGACAGGUUCGCCGGCAGCGAUAUAUCUGACUUAUCAUCCAUCGAUGAUGAUGAUAUUGACUGAAUAUAAAUAUAAUUUAAUAAAUUUAAUUAUGUAAUUGA